Serendipita indica DSM 11827 is the source of this 1038-nucleotide messenger RNA. The record is from the annotation of a GenBank genome assembly. NCBI's taxonomy places the organism in Eukaryota, Fungi, Basidiomycota, Agaricomycetes, Sebacinales, Serendipitaceae.
AUGUCUGCUUUGAUGUUCUGGAAUGCCGUCACAAAAUCAGCAGGCAUUACCACGCUCAGUUUCUACCUGAUUUUCUUGCCUCUUACACUUGCAACACUUUCUCAAUCGGCAUUUCUACUACUAUCUCUUUUCCUAACAAUCCAAUCUAUCAUCCAUGCCACGCUCCUCCUCACACUUCCAACAUUCACGUUUUCAUCCGGAAGAACCCUGUCUCUGCCAUCCCUCUUACCAUUUGCACAAAUACCCGCGCUACCCGCACUACUCAUUCUCGUCUUCAACAUCUUCUCCGCCCUCGCGACACCAAAUUCUUACGUGCAUACCAUCGCAGCAUGGUGGGGCGUCUUUCUGCGCUACUCCUCGCCCAUCAUGGCAGGACUCGAAGCGCUAGCAUCCCUCAUCGUCAUCCAAUCUGCCGGGAUUGCAUCCAAGGAGCUCGCGGGCGUAUCUGAAGGGUACCAAUUCGGCCUUCUCAUCGCGUCUGCGAGCGCAUACGUCGCUGCUGCUGCUUGGUUCUUCAUCUCGUUUGCGGAUGCUGCUUCGACGCCGAUGACGGCCAUGCUUUUUGGCUGCGCCUUGACGUCGUUGCUCUUCCUUACUGGAAUCGGCUUCAACUUGCGCAGGACGAAUGUCGUCGAGUCGAGUGGACACGCCCUUGUGGAAAACCUCAUUCCGCAUAUGGAGACCAUGUUCAAGUUCAUCACCCAAGCUCUCCCGAGGCCGUUGAUUGCCGCCCUCCUAUUUAGAUUGGCAAUUCUGCAAAUGGCCUCACGGAUCGUGGCAAAGAUGGGCGAUGACGGAUGGGAAGAAGAUGAUGCUUCAAAUGGAUGGGAAGGUCGCCCCAGCUCGCAUCUGACCAACCUCAUACUCACCUACAGACAAACCAUUUUCAUCACCGUCUACUCGCAUCUCCUCUUGAUUGACCACAAUGUCGACGUCUACUGGCGAUGGGCAAACGUCUUUUUCAUCCUCCUCAUGUGGUCCAUAGAAUUGCUCGUAUGGGGCACAGACGACGAAGACACACAUUGGAAGAUGGAUUAG